AUGCGACCCGCCUUCCGAAUAGUGGACACCGUCCGCGGGCAAUUCGCCCUCGGCACCAAAGAGAUCUACCUGUCCGUCCCCAUCCCCCUCCCACUCCCCAUCCUCCCACCUAUCCGCCCUCCAAUCCUCCAUACUAACCCUCCCAGACCAACCUUCACGAUAACCCUCCUCCGCAGCUCCUACCUCCCCCCGACCUUCGCGAAAUUCAUGGUCCCCCUGAACCUCAACAAGCUCGACCUCCGGGACUACCUCUACAACGCGUACGGCGUCAAGGUGCUCAGCGUGCGGAGUUUCGUGGCCCAGUCGCCCGUGCGGCAGGACAAGCCGGACGCAGAGCGGCCGAAGCCGCGGAAAUGGUACCGAGAGCGCGCGAAGAAGUACAUGGUUGCGGAGCUCGAGAGGCCGUUUGUGUGGCCGGAUGUGCCGGAGGACUUUUCGCCAUGGGACAAGGAAACUCACGACGCCGCCGAAAAAGAACAGGAAGCUUUCCGAGAGACCAUGAUGCCCGACGCCUCGACCCGGGCCCCCGGCGGGCGGGAUACGUUGGCAGAGCAAGCACGACGAUUGCUCGAGGGCAAGGAGCGGUGGCAGCCGACGUGGCAGGCGCUGGAAGGCAAGAAGAACGCCGAGCCCCGAGCAUGA
Messenger RNA from Coniosporium apollinis CBS 100218, 642 nucleotides. RefSeq lists its product as uncharacterized. Gene Ontology annotation, cellular component: mitochondrial large ribosomal subunit; ribosome. Gene Ontology annotation, molecular function: structural constituent of ribosome. NCBI's taxonomy places the organism in Eukaryota, Fungi, Ascomycota, Dothideomycetes. The record is from RefSeq and is a predicted model, not a curated record. Bases 1 to 642 code for a protein of 213 amino acids. The transcript is spliced from 2 exons. Gene Ontology annotation, biological process: mitochondrial translation.